UUGUGUCUGUGGCGAGGCGUUGGGAGGGCCUAGGUCGGUGUGCAGUGCCUUAGCUGGCCGGAGCUCCAGCGUCAGCCCCGCUGUGUCGCGCGGCGGCCCCGUCAGCUCCCGGGACGCACGUAUUUCAGAAGUAGUGUGGAAACCGUAGAAAACAACUUGCAGGACACAAAGGCCAGCACAGACCCUGUUUGCACCCAGCCGGUUCCCCAAACCUGAACAAUGACAGCCGAGUCGAGGGAAGCCACGGGUCUGUCCUCUCAGGCUUCACAGGAAAAGGAUGGGAUCGUCAUCGUAAAGGUGGAAGAGGAAGAUGAGGAAGAUCACAUGUGGGGGCAAGACUCCAGCCUACAGGAGAUGCCUCCUCCCGAUCCAGAGGUUUUCCGCCAGCGCUUCAGACGUUUCUGUUACCAGAACACUUUUGGGCCUCGAGAGGCUCUGAGUCGCCUGAAGGAACUUUGUCAUCAGUGGCUGCGGCCAGAAGUCAACACCAAGGAGCAGAUCCUGGAGCUGCUGGUUCUAGAGCAGUUUCUGUCCAUCCUGCCCAAGGAGCUGCAAGUCUGGCUGCAGGAAUACCGGCCCGACAGUGGGGAGGAGGCUGUGACCCUUUUGGAGGAUUUGGAGCUUGAUCUGUCAGGACAGCAGGUACCAGGUCAAGUUCAUGGGCCUGAGAUGCUCGCCAGGGGGGUGGUGCCUCUGGAUCCAGUUCAUGAGUCCUCGAGCUUUGACCGUCAUGAAGCCACCCAGUCUCAUUUCAAACAUUCAUCUCGGAAACCUCGCCUCCUGCAGUCCCGAGCUUUCCCUGCUACCCAUGUUCCUGCCCCUCAUCACGAGGGGAGUCCCAGAGACCAGGCGAUGGCAUCUGCACUAUUGACAGCAGAUUCCCAGGCAAUGGUGAAGAUCGAGGACAUGGCCGUGUCCCUCAUCCUGGAGGAAUGGGGAUGUCAGAACCUGGCUCGGAGAAAUCUCAAUAGGGACAGCAGGCAGGAGAAUAUGGGGAAUGUGUUUUCCCAGGGUUCUGAAAAAAGGGACGGGAAUGAGGAGUCAACUUCAAAAGCUGAAGUCACAGAAGAUUCCACAUCACAUGGGGACACAGCAGGAAGAUUCCAGAAAGAAUUUGGAGAGAAACAUGAACAACCGGGCAGAGCAGCUGAGAGGCAGCAAAGAAACCCUGAGGAGAAAACUGGCAAAGAGAAGAAGGAUUCUGGACCAGCUGCAGCCAAGGAAAAAAAACCCACCACAGGCGAGAGAGGCCCAAGGGAGAAGGGCAAAGGUUUGGGAAGAAGCUUCAGUCUGAGUUCAAACUUUAGUAAUGCCCCUGAAGAGGUUCCAACAGGAGCAAAGACUCACAGAUGCGAUGAAUGUGGGAAAUGCUUCACAAGAAGCUCCAGCCUUAUCCGCCAUAAAAUCAUCCACACUGGAGAAAAGCCCUAUGAAUGUAGUGAGUGUGGGAAAGCCUUCAGUCUCAAUUCAAACCUUGUCCUGCAUCAGCGAAUCCACACAGGAGAGAAACCUCAUGAAUGUAACGAGUGUGGCAAAGCCUUCAGUCACAGCUCAAAUCUCAUCCUGCACCAGCGCAUCCACUCUGGAGAGAAGCCCUACGAAUGUAACGAGUGUGGGAAAGCCUUCAGCCAGAGCUCAGACCUCACAAAGCACCAGAGAAUCCACACAGGGGAGAAGCCCUAUGAAUGUAGUGAGUGUGGAAAAGCUUUCAACCGAAACUCAUACCUUAUUUUGCAUCGGAGAAUUCACACCCGAGAAAAGCCCUACAAGUGCACUAAGUGUGGCAAGGCCUUCACCCGGAGCUCAACUCUCACACUGCACCACAGAAUCCAUGCCAGAGAGAGAGCCUCAGAGUACAGCCCAGCCUCCCUCGAUGCAUUUGGAGCAUUCCUGAAAAGCUGUGUGUAAAGCAAAAGUGUUUCAUCAAGCCGUUUCCCCUUUCUAUUUCUAAAAUUAUGUCAAAGAUGUGUGCCCAUGGAAGGAAAAGUAAUGCCCUCCACAAAUUGAUUUAGAAGUCACACUUAGGGAUCCUUAGAGCUACAUCAGCAGUGUUCUGCUGGCUUGUCAUCUGUAGGCAUGUAAUUCUUCCACAUAGCCUCUACAAGGGAAAGCUGGUCAUACAGAUAAUCUUCAGGAUAUUUCCACACAAGAUAAAAGCACACAAAAUGUCAGGUUUUCCGGUAAAGAGGAUACCUUUGAGGCACUGUCUGCAACCUCAGCAUGUAGUUGUCAGAUCAAAAUUGACUCUGACUAUGAAACUGAGAUUAAGAAGGCACUUGCUGCAAUAGGCGGUACUUAGCCAACCACUUAAUUCUCAAUGAAGAGGGACAGUUAGUACAAAAACUAGGGAGUGUUGCUUGAGCUAGUUAUGUAUUCAGGAGGUUGUAUAUCUGAUCGCUGGUAGCCUACCAAAGCUAUAGAAAUCUAGAACUGUGCUGAUUAGUACCAAACCAAAGAUUUCUUUCUCUUCCUGAAAGAGAGGCUGUAUGCAGCAGUCUGCACUUCCAAAGGACUAUAACAUGUGGAUGGCUCUCUUCAUCAGUGAGAUUAGUUCUACUGAAAUAGCAACAAUUCAAAACACUUUUCUCCCUUUGUAGUCCCUAAAGCACUCCAGCGCUCCUAAAUGCAUUUCUCCACAAGUUAGCACUUGAUUGUAUACAUCUUUAAUCCUUCAUCGUUCCAUGUAUGAAAAACUUCUGUCAAACAAUCCCCCAAAAGAGAGGGAGAGAUGCUUCAGUUGUCAAGGAAUCAUAGUUAUGUUCCUGACAGCACAGCCCUGGACAUAGUGCCAGGCACACAGGAGGCACUCCUUGUGACUGACUUCUAACAGGACUUUAUUUAAUAAAACCCUGAAUUGUGAGUACCUGAAAUACAGGACCUUCAGAUCUAUAGGGCAUGCUAAACUUACUCUAGGGUUCAUGUUAUUUUUAUCCUAAAUGUAAACAAAAGCCUGGUUGGCUGCCUGCAUAGACUCUUCAAACAUGAACCACAGAAUGUCAGAAAUGACUCGUCAUCAACUUAGAAAGAAAAAUAUAUACACUGAAGGGGGUUUUUUUCUGUUUUGUUUUCUUUGUUUUUACGUCAUUCCAUGGCAAAUCCCUUAGCCAGAAUUCUUUACAGUCAGUUGCUGAACAGUGGUGUUUUAGGCACUUGCUGAAUCAUUUGAAACUUAGCUAAUGUAGUUCAAAAGAUGUGAUUUUUAUUUUUUACUGCUUCUUGGAAAAAGUUACUCGGAGCAUUUUUCUCCACACUUGAGCAGAAACUGCAGAAGUAUCACUGUUAGCCGACAGUCACCCAAAAGGUCCAUCGUUGCUCUGGGAAGUCGACUGCCAUGCCGUGCUGUAGGUGUUGUGUCAUAGUAUUUAAUGGCACACAGUAGCUUUCUCCUUUCUCAUUAAAGACUGAUAAUGAGGUUAGGGGACUGGUCUUUCAUACCAUCUCUGCAGGUAGCUCCCCAGAAGCUCCUGAUGGAGACUGACACAUACAGAAGACCCAGACGUCAUGGACUACGUAGGUGUUUAGGGCUUGGCCCAAGACAGCUCUGUUCAUGGAAGUGUUCAGAUAGUCGUGGACAGCCCUGCAGAACCCUAGAAAAAUAAGCUAAAGACAAACUUGAAGACUGUCAGCGUGAAUACCCCACAUACAGUUUGUGACUUCCCCUCAAUAAACAACUAAAACCAGUUUGCACCAGUUGUUCACUGACCAACAGUGAAAGUCUAUGAGACAUCAUAGCAAGUCUGAGGAGGUUGGGGCCUGAGUGGCCACUAGAAUCCUGCACAACAGUCAUUCUUCGGCCCCGCUUGGACUUUAUUACUUGGACCAACCACACAUUCCUGAUGGCAUCCAGUUUCCUCAGCAUGGCCCAAGAGUAUUUCUAGCCACUCAACUGCAGUCAACAAGCAGAUAUUCUGAAGGUUAUACCUAAUUCACUUUCUGGAUUGAAGUAAUUAGGUAUUUUGGAGGUAUAAAUGUUUAAAGGAUAUUCCUAAAGGAAUGAGUCAUGGUUAUGACUGUAGACAGUUGCUGGUGCUUUUGUGAGAACUUAGCCUACUGGAAAGCAACUGGAAUGAGGUGCAGGCUCCAGGAGCCCAUCCAAACACUUCCUCUGAUCCCAAGAAAGAAAGAAAUUGGUUCAGUUCCUCAGUGGCUGCUUGUGCACACAGCUGCAUGCUGAUGCGCUUCAGCCACCACUCUGGGCUUUGUUUUUAAAUGAAAAGACAGACCUGAGUCUCCACACACCGUUUUGUUCCCGUUUUAUUGGGGCAUUGUACUGACUUUAUCAGCUAGCCACUGUGGUGGCUUCAGAUCUUCUGCAGACGCACUCCCAAAGGCAGCCUUUGAAGAUGUGUUUUCCUCAGAAAACAAGCUAUAGCUGGUCAUUACAACCAUUUAUAUUUGUAUUCAUUUUUCAGAUGCUCAGCACACUGUCACUGGGUCAUGGCCAGAAAGGCUGACACCUCAUGUAGUGCUCAGGCUAGUCAUUUAGAAGUUUUUAACCGGCUGACGUCUUAACACUCUUAAGUACUUCUAGUUAACCAUUAGCAUGCUACCCGACCUAAUGGAACUUUUUUUUUGAAGAUUUUUUUAAAUGUACUUUAACCUUGUGACAAAGAGAAGUCCAGUUCUUCAGAUUUGGGGAAUUUCUUUGUACUGCAGCCUGGUAGGCAAGGCUAAGCACAGAUGUGUGAGACAACUUGCUGUGUAAGGCACUUAAUAGUAAAGGUGUAAACGUGAAACUGCUGAAUGUGUGUAGAGACACUGACAUGUCUGAUAUGUGGGACAAUCCACACCUCAUAUAUGUCAGAACACUUAUCCAGAAUGGCUCCUCUUUCUGAGUGUGAUAAGUUUGGCAAAGCCUUGGCUCACACCUCAGCCCUUAGCAUCAGAAAACUUAUGCUGUAAAUAAAUAUUAAUAUAUGUGAGGAAACCUUUAAUGUAUAGCACUCGUUGCUUUGGACAGAAAAUUCCCUUGGUAUGUUCUGGAAACACUGCAGAGAAGGCUCAAUCUUAACUCCAGAGGAUCCAAAGAGAAAACAAGUGUGGGGAAAUGCUAAAGAAAUAGCGAAAAUGUACAACUUCUUAAAAAAAAUAGUUCAUGUUGGGUACCUCUUAAAUAUUUUGUAAGGCCAUAAUGUCAGUGUGUCUUGUACCUCAACCCUCCUGUUACUCUGUAUAUUUCUUGUAAAGGUGUUUCAGUCUGUUUGACAGAACCCAUCACUCAAAAGAGUCAAAUUUUAGAGUUUUUAAGCAUUUGGUGUGUGCCAGGCAUGAUGGUGCACGCCUUUAGUCCCAGCACUUGGGGAGGCAGAGGCAAGCCGAUUUCUGUGAGUUCAAGGCCAGCCUGGUCUACAUAGUGAGUUCCAGGACAGCUGGGGCUACCUCAGAAAAAAAAAAAAGAAUUUGGUGUGGUUAUAAACAACCAGUUCACAGAACUGAGGGUAGGGGAAAGGCUUUGUAGUUUGGUGCUUACUAAAUAGAAAAGUUGGUGAGGAGAGGCAGGUUAACAGGAUACUGAAGUGGAGUAACGUGUAAACACCUACCACCUCUGAGCUGCUGGGUCUCUAUCAGGUGAAAGGAAUGGAUGGAUUCUGAGCUUGGUGGUGGGAGGAGGGUCCUCUCCAUUGUUAGUAUAUGGGGGGCACAAUAAAUGGAGCAUAGGAAGUGGAACCACUUAACCUGCCCAGAUUCCGUCCUAUUUUCCCACUUAAGUCUUCUGUGCUUAGAGAAGUUGGGAUGUAAACACCAGUAAGAGUGUUUCCCAGGAAACUCACAGGUCAUGCACCAAGGCACCCAAGGAUGGCUCAAGAAGCAGCAGGGCUCGCUUUGGCUUCACCCCUAGGUCCCAUCCUUGCUCCCUCUUCUUCCUUCUUCUCUGGUGUAUAAUAACUAGGAGACACAGAAUUUCCGUAGUUGUGAUUAUUUGAUGAUUGAAGUUUUUUAUCCUAGAAUCUGUCACCUUUAUUUCUAACAGCUGAUCUGUUUAUCCAAAGGCAACUUAACCAGGUUCAAAGACUGAUUUUUGUCAUUUGGAGUGACGAUAUUGAAACACAACAGCAAACUUGUCAAAAGAACCCUAUUUUCUGUACAUCCCACUCUGAGUGGCUUCUCAGAUAAUUUAUGAAGGAGGCUAGGAAUGUGGCUCAUUGGCAAAGUACCCUGCCUAGCAUGCAUGGAGCCCUAGGUUCUAUCCCCAGCAAUAAUCAACUGGACACCAUGGGGUAUGCCCUAGGAGGUAGAUGCAAGUAGAUCAGGAGUUUAGGGUCAUCCUCAGGUGCAUAGUAAGCUUGAGGCCAGCCUGGGCUACAUGAGACCCUAUCUUGAAAAACAACGUAUGUAUAUAUUUAUGAGAGACAGGCAUGGUGGUGCAGGCCUUUAAUCCCAGCACUCAGGAGGCUGAGGUAGGAUGGUCGUAAGUUCACAGCCCCCUGGCCUAUAUGAUAAAACCCUGUCCUGAAAAUUUUUAGGAAGAGUGUUGGAAUCCUCCCAUUUAGGGAAACAGGUUUGCAAAUUGAAUGAAAUGAAGAACCAGAAAGUCACGCUUGUGGUAUAAAUAGGUCACUUUGUAGAAGUUAGGGUAGAUUUUUAUUUCAACUACUACUGGAGAUUUAAUGAACAUUAUUGUUUGUAAAGUUUUCCUAAUGUAGAUCUAGGUUUUGUUUUUAGUGUGGACACACUACUGUACAUUUAAAAGCAGUUACUUAUUUUGCUAUUGAGAUUAAUUUUUUUAUUGUAUCUGAAAAUGAAAUUAUCUGUUUUGCUUUUCAAAGCUUUGUAAACAAACUUGAAGUUCUAGGGGAGGUAAGCCAUCUCCAAUCCUGCAGGUCAAACAAAACUGUGGGAAAUCCUUCAACAGCCAAUAAUGCAGAAUGUAUUUAACAUGAGAACUGAGUUUCCCACUGUCUGGUUCUGUUUCCUAGUGGACACCAUCAAUCUCAUAGUUUUCUCUGUUAUUCUAAACAGUGGAAAGGAGAGAGUGAACAUUAGCUAAACCAUGGUCCCAGAGGGAAAAAUAAAAAAAAUAAGUAAACCGUG
Nannospalax galili (Upper Galilee mountains blind mole rat) is the source of this 7032-nucleotide messenger RNA. It is a transcript of the gene Zkscan1, whose product is annotated as zinc finger with KRAB and SCAN domains 1. The coding region runs from base 220 to 1908 and encodes 562 amino acids. Lineage: Eukaryota; Metazoa; Chordata; Mammalia; Rodentia; Spalacidae. Gene Ontology annotation, molecular function: DNA-binding transcription factor activity, RNA polymerase II-specific; RNA polymerase II cis-regulatory region sequence-specific DNA binding. The record is from RefSeq and is a predicted model, not a curated record. Gene Ontology annotation, biological process: regulation of transcription by RNA polymerase II. The transcript has 6 exons.